AUGAUUGAAAAACAUGGUGUGCGAUGUUUUGAGCUAUCGAGGAAACUUGCUGAAGAAACCAACAUAUACAAAGGUAUCACACUCCUCUUCAAUAAUCCCGUAGAUAAUAGAAAACCCAAAGAAAGAUGGAGACUUUAUCAUUUUAAGGAUGGUGAACCACUGAAAGAGACACUUUGCAUUCAUUACCAAAUUUGCUACCUCUUUGGACGUGAGAGAAAGAUCCGACAUUCCUACUAAUCACACAUUUUG
Arabidopsis thaliana (thale cress) is the source of this 249-nucleotide messenger RNA. RefSeq names its product SMAD/FHA domain protein. The transcript has a single exon. Bases 1 to 237 code for a protein of 78 amino acids. NCBI's taxonomy places the organism in Eukaryota, Viridiplantae, Streptophyta, Magnoliopsida, Brassicales, Brassicaceae. The record is from RefSeq and is marked reviewed.